AACCAGAAUUUACAAUGCACAGAAAUAUGUCAAGAUAAAAGAGGCAAGCCUCAAGGAAUUUUUAAAUUCUGCUUUCUUGAAGUUCUCACUUCCACAUGUCAGUGAAGGAGUGAAGGUUUUUGAUGAAACAGGAACUGAGGUGGAUGAGGAGGUCUUCGCUGACAUAGCGCAGCAGACUGACACUGGAAUACUUACCAUCAAGUUUGAUGAUGAUUGCAAGGAGACUUUGUCCAACAGCUCCCAAGAAAGAAAUUCCAGUGAGCAGCCUGCUAGUAGUAGUGAUGACACAAUCAUCCUUGAAAUCAUGUCCUGCAACUCAGAUGACACAAUCCUACUGGAAGAGAAUGACACUCCAGCCAGAAAGCGACAGAGGGAAGAUGAAGACUCUAAACAUGUGGUUGAACUGGCGCUAACACAGAAACCUGGGGGAGAUCGUAUCAUCAAAGAGUACCACCGCACCAAAAGUCUGAGUGACUCCUCACGCCGACAAAUGAUCAAUAUACUUGUGGCUGACAUGACUGAAAAGCAUGGGACGGCCCCACCACGGAAUGUGAGGGAGAUGUACGCCCGAGGUAUAAUCGAGCUCUUCCCAUACCUGAUGGAUCCCUACUCUAAAAAUGGAUACGAACAUUUCUAUGAUGGUGAAAGUGGAACUGGCUAUUUGGCAUGGCGGCUUAAAACUAUUCAGAGAAGAAGCGCUUCAACAGAGAGCAGAGGACCGUCACGUCAGCUGACUGGAGGGCCAGCUUCCAGAAGAGAGGCUUCCUUUAGUCCUGAGAUGACUUUAAGUGAAGAGCAAUGCCAGCAGGCCAUGGCCUUGAUGAGAUACAGUACUGACGAGUCCACCAUCAAGCAGAAGAUGAAAAUUACAUUCCAACAUCGUCGCAGUAUGGUUCUUGAUGGAGAAAAAUCUUCAGAUGUCUUGAUUGAAUUUCCACGUUUCAAAGAUGUCAAAGGCCUGAUCGAGCAAGACUUCAUCCUACAAUUUGGAGAAGAUGUGGCGGCAAGAUUUAUGGAAAGAUGGCCCACAACAUUCAAGCAAAAGAUCAUUCAGCAGUGUAAGGCUCUCCCUUCUUCAAGUGACCUUGAAGAACUUAUCCAUUGUGCUCAGGUGACAUCGGUUGAAGAGGAAAUGGAUGACGCUCGUGCCCUUGGCUGGGACAGUGAUCUUUCAUCAAUUAUCCUCCUCCUCCACCUGAUACCUCCUUCAGCCCAAGGCCGGAAAAGACCGGGAAAGGUGUCUGCAGCCCAAGCUGGGAAGCAUCUUGUCCUGUUCAAGAAGAAUGGAACAAGUAUUCAAGAACAUGUUGAUGCAAUCAAAUGCACCACUCAACCAUACCUUCUUGCUGUUGGGAUGAGGAGGAGCACCAUCCAUGAGUAUUUCAUCAUCCUGGACAAGCAAGUCAUACCAUGCAACUCAACCAGUUCCCUAGGAGCUUUUGACGAACUGUUCAAGGCACACUUUGUAUUCGGUACCAUGUACCACCAGAUGCUCCACAACAUGUACACCUUCAUUCAGACAACCAUUUACAACAUAGAUGUUGGUAAAGUCCAGGAGAGCCCACGUGUUGCUGAGAGAGGCAGCCCCUCCCGCACCGGGAAAACGCUCUUUCCCACGUUCACGUCACACUGUGAAGAUAGCUCCCCUGAGCCCCACUCCCGGAACAUUCCUUUCUAUAACCCCACAGACUGGCCUGACUGGAAACAGCAGUUUGAGUGUUUCGGCUUCGCCAUGAAGCUUGAUCAGGACGAUGGCCAAGUGCAGGUGAGCUGCCUCAUUUACGCCAUGGAGAGCGAGGCGGAAAACAACUAG
Messenger RNA from Salarias fasciatus (jewelled blenny), 1813 nucleotides. RefSeq lists its product as uncharacterized. The coding region runs from base 305 to 1813 and encodes 502 amino acids. The transcript is spliced from 12 exons. Lineage: Eukaryota; Metazoa; Chordata; Actinopteri; Blenniiformes; Blenniidae. The record is from RefSeq and is a predicted model, not a curated record.